AUGACCACAGCACGCAACUCGACAAAGUACAGCCGGUCAUACAAAGACGAAGAUGACGCGGAAUAUAAUAGAGGAAGCCAGCAUUUGAAAGUGCAAUCGAGGAAUCUCCAUGGCCACCAGCGCAACGGGUCGACUUACUCUAGGAGCAUUUCGUUGCUUGACAUCUAUUGCGCCGAGAGCCCGUCUAGAGCAACUGGCGACUCGCCCAGCGCGAAUGUCGGCAAGCUAGACGAUGACGAAAUAGACAGUAACUUGGCUCAGAGCUUGGACGAGUUGCAAAUCUUGAGCAGCAACGAAAGUGUCGGCGCUAGCCCUGUGGCGGCUUAUGAUCGGUCCAACUCGACGCUCAUUGGUGGAAACUCGUAUCUGGAGCGACCCAGCAGUAUCAUGUACGUUAAGCCCACCACUGCCAGCGUCGAGCGCGAAGUGUUGAACUCAAACGUGGAUAGAUAUGGCUUCAAGAAAGUGUCGACGCUAAGCAAGAUCACCGCGCCUCAAUACGAUCGAUGGUUCAAGGAAUACUCCGACUACUCGCUUCGAAGGAAGAAGAAAUGGGAAAUCUUGAUGAAGAGCCAUGGGUUGGGUUUGAAACUUGGACACCCGCAAACGCCGGCUAGUUCGGUAAAGUCCGUGGAGGACAUUCCCACUCGUUUCCCUCCCAGAUCCGACAAGGUGAAGAAAAUGGUUAGACGAGGCAUACCGGCAGAGUGGAGAGGCAACGCGUGGUUCUUUUACGCGGGUGGGUAUGAAAGACUCAGCAAACACGAAGGACUCUAUGACCAAGUCGUCCGGGACACGGCCAAUAUAAAGAACAAAGACACCGAGGUGAUUGAACGUGAUCUUUUUCGGACUUUUCCAGACAAUAUCUACUUUAACGCGUCCUUGAGCGCUGGUGGCGGCGGCAGUCCAAGCAGCAGCAGCAGCAACAACAUCCCUGGAGCAACUUCGAGCAACGAGGAGACACUCCUCAUCAAGUGUCUACGUCGACUAUUGGUUGCGUUUGCUCACUACCAACCGCAGAUUGGCUACUGCCAGUCUCUCAAUUUCUUGGCCGGGUUAUUGUUGCUCUUCAUGAGCGAAGAGCGUGCAUUUUGGAUGUUGGUGAUUUUGACCGAGCGUAUCAUUCCAAAAGUCCAUGCGGCAAACUUGGAAGGUGUCCAUACCGACCAAGGUGUGCUAAUGCUCUGCGUAAAGGAGUACAUUCCGCACUUGUGGGGUAUACUCGGGACAACGUUUGAAGGCGAAAAGCUUCUGGAGGACAAGAUGCUCAGCAGGCUCCCGCCGUUGACGCUAGUGACUUCUUCCUGGUUCAUGUCGGUCUUUGUGGGAGUUUUUCCCAUUGAAACUACGUUGCGGGUGUGGGAUAUCUUGUGGUACGAAGGCUCAAAAACAAUUUUUAGAAUAUCAUUGACUAUUUUCCAACUAUGUGUUGACUCGCCGGAGUUCCAGUCGAGACGAAGCCACGGUACCGAUGAAAGUGAGCAAAUUGAACUAUUUCAGCUAAUGCAGAAUUUCCCCAAAAACUUGUUGGAUCCGAACUUGGUGGUGGACCAUUGUUUCAAAAAGAUUGGAGGCUAUGGGUUUGGCUCAUUAUCGCAGGACGAAAUAGACAGAUGUCGCAGCUUUGUUUCCAAACAAAGGGAAAAAUUAAACUCCAACAAUAGACGCAAGGAUUUGACGGAGAUGACACCAGAAGAAAGAAACAGCUUGGUAAUUUCUCACGUGGAUGAUGGGAACAUCCACGAUGUCUACGGUUUCCAUCGACCAAUCAUGAGCGGCAUGUUGUGGAAUAAAAGCAUUAGCAACAAAGUAAAGAAAAAGUUUCAAGCCAAAAAGAAGGACUAA
This is a messenger RNA of Lodderomyces beijingensis, 1845 nucleotides long. The record is from the annotation of a GenBank genome assembly. NCBI's taxonomy places the organism in Eukaryota, Fungi, Ascomycota, Pichiomycetes, Serinales, Debaryomycetaceae.